CGUCCAUCAGCCACUCGCUCUCCUCCCUGUGUGCGGCAGAGAGAGAGGGAGAGAGAGAGGGAGGGGGAGCGAGCGAGCGAGGAGGAGAAGAACGCAUCCAUUCGGCAGCCGCUCUGCAGAGGAGCACGUCGGGAGAGUUUGUGGCAGCAUGAGGAUGCGUCUUUUCCCGGCAUCGUCUUCGCCCGCCUCGUCGCCGUCGUGCCCGCGCACCGUCAAGUGACUCUCGCCUUUGUGUCACCAACAAGAGGAAGGAAGAAAGGCGGCGCGUCGCUUUAUGUUCCCACAACAAGCAGCAACAACAGAGGAGCCCAAGCAGGAAAGGCGGGAUGCGGCGCUGAGGAGGCGGAGCAGAGGGAAAGCCGAGGCUUCCUGGGACACGCGGGCCGCACCUUCGGAUCGCAGCGCCGGGUCAUGACCCAGUUGCCAUGCGCAUCGCCACGCUGACCUGCCUUCCCGGCCCUUCCCCCUUCCUCUUUCUGCUGGCCCAGCUGCUGCUGUACUUUCUGCUGCCCUGGUUCCAGCUGGUGGGCGCCGCCUCCUCCUCCUGCCCCGCCCACUGCACCUGCUCCAACCAGGCCAGCCGAGUCAUCUGCACCAGGCAGAACUUGGACGACGUCCCCGAGAGCAUCUCUGUCAACACGCGAUACCUCAACCUGCAGGAGAACACCAUCCAGGUCAUCAAGUCAGACACCUUCAAGCACCUGAGGCACCUGGAGAUCUUGCAGCUUUCCAAGAAUCAGAUCCGUCAGAUAGAAGUGGGCGCGUUCAAUGGCCUCCCCAACCUCAACACGCUGGAGCUGUUCGACAACCGCCUCACGUUGGUGCCGUCGCACGCCUUCGAGUACCUCAGCAAGCUGCGCGAGCUGUGGCUGCGCAACAACCCCAUCGAGACGCUGCCGGGCUACGCCUUCCACCGCGUGCCCUCGCUGCGGCGCCUGGACCUGGGCGAGCUCAAAAAGCUGGAUUUCAUCUCGGACGCCGCCUUCGUGGGCCUGGUCAACCUGCGCUACCUGAACCUGGGCAUGUGCGGCCUGAAAGACAUCCCCAAGCUGACGGCGCUAGUGCGUCUGGAGGAGCUAGAGCUGUCGGGCAACCGCCUGGAGAUCAUUCGACCCGGCUCCUUCCAGGGCCUGGUGGCCCUGCGGAAGCUGUGGCUUAUGCACUCGCAGGUGUCGGUCAUCGAGCGCAACGCCUUUGAUGACCUUAAGAGCCUGGAGGAGCUCAACCUGUCGCACAACUCGCUGCACUCGCUGCCGCACGACCUCUUCACGCCGCUGCACCAGCUGGAGCGCGUGCACCUCAACCACAAUCCGUGGGUGUGCAACUGCGACGUGCUGUGGCUCAGCUGGUGGCUGAAGGAGACGGUGCCCAGCAACACCACCUGCUGCGCCCGCUGCCACGCCCCGCCCUUCUUAAAGGGCAAGUACAUCGGCGAACUGGACCAGAGCCACUUCACCUGCUACGCGCCCGUCAUCGUGGAGCCACCCACCGACCUCAACGUGACCGAGGGCAUGGCCGCCGAGCUCAAGUGUCGCACCAGCACCUCCACGACGUCGGUCAACUGGAUCACGCCCAACGGCACGCUGAUGACGCAUGGCUCGUACCGCGUGCGCAUCUCGGUGCUGCACGACGGCACGCUCAACUUCACCAACGUGACGCUGCGCGACACGGGCCAGUACACCUGCAUGGUGACCAACGCCGCCGGCAACACCACCGCCACCGCCGUCCUCAAUGUCACCGCCGCCGACGUCAGCGUCAACUACACCUACUUCACCACCGUCACUGUGGAAACCGUGGAGACGCCCGGGGAGGAGGAGUCGGCUUUGGUGGCCAUCAACCAGACCUUCAUCCGGGUCCUCCCCGGCCCCACGCCCUCGGGGCACCUGUGGCCGGACGGCGCACCAACCACCGCCUCCUCGCUGUCCAUCGACUGGUCCUCCUCGUCGCCCCGCGCCACCCGCCCCACCUUCACCGUGCCCAUCACCGAGCCGGGCUUCUCAGGCCUGGACGACGUGAUGAAGACCACCAAGAUCAUCAUCGGCUGCUUCGUAGCCAUCACCUUCAUGGCGGCCGUGAUGCUGGUGGUCUUCUACAAGUUGAGGAAGCAGCACCAGCUGCACAAGCACCACGGCCCCGCCCGCGCCAUCGAGAUCAUCAACGUGGAAGACGAGCUAGGGGGCGGCUCCGCCGGCAGGGGCGGCGGAAUCUCAGGUGGCUCUUGCAGCGGGAUCGGCGGCAGCCAGAGUCUGCGGCGGCACCACUCGGACGUGGUCAACCUGCCCAGCCUGACCCGGUCCGAGCACCUCAGCUACUACAAGACCCACCACUUCAACAACAACAUGGUGGGUCUGGGCAUGGGCCUCAACAACAACAACAACCCCCUGCCGUGCUCUCAGAACAUGACCAUGUCCUGCUCCCAGGUGCCCGGCGGCGCCACCGGCACGCUGCCCACGCCGGUGCCGCUCCCUCAGCUCAGCCUGCACAGCUCUCUGAAGGGCCUCAUGGCCAAAGGGCAGAACGAGCCGCUGCUCUUCAAGAGCGGCUCCAAGGAGAACGUGCAAGAAACUCAAAUCUGAGCACACCUGGAGCAAGUAGGUCCUAGGUGGGGAGUGUGCAGACUAGCGGGAGUGAGUAGCCGGCACGGCGGCGGCUGGCACGCGCCGCUCAGGUGACAACCAGCUCUCGUCUUUGCCAAAGUCCCGAAUCAAGCCAACACAGCGGAAGCUUUUUUCUACGAAUGUGGAAUAUUUCUACGUCGUGCUGGGUUUUCCCGCCGGAACGUCACAAGGAAGUCCAACUUCGUGGACAAACCGGAUUUACAAAGUAGGGAAAAAAAGGGACUGAAAGUACAUAUUAUA
Nerophis ophidion (straightnose pipefish) is the source of this 2858-nucleotide messenger RNA. RefSeq names its product leucine rich repeat containing 4Ba (gene lrrc4ba). Bases 426 to 2576 code for a protein of 716 amino acids. Gene Ontology annotation, cellular component: plasma membrane. The transcript is spliced from 3 exons. Gene Ontology annotation, molecular function: protein binding. NCBI's taxonomy places the organism in Eukaryota, Metazoa, Chordata, Actinopteri, Syngnathiformes, Syngnathidae. The record is from RefSeq and is a predicted model, not a curated record.